AUGUCUGUUGUGUGUGAGAUGCUUAUGCAUGCAAGCCGUCUGGUUCCUCUCAGCCAAGAGCAUCUUAUCAUCAAACUGAGCCAACUGAUUCAUCAACUUCUAAACCAGCUACAGACACUACAGUCCCCCAAACCACCUGAUGUGGAGGACAUUGUCUUCUGUACAUUAUUGCAGAGUGCUCUGAAGGGAACGCAGUAUUUUCUCAAUGGUGGAAAAUGGAAAGCCGUUCCGAACCAGGAUCUGGGCACCUUAUUGGCUGUGCUCAAAAGAUUCAUGUUCUACGGGCUGCCGGGAAUAAGUGUGGAAAUGCCACAGGUGUUGUACCCAGCUCCUCUCCCUCAGUAUGAGACUAUUCCCGCUGCAAAACCUGAACCUUCACAAGACUCCGCUGCACAGAAAAAAACGGCUGGGUCCCAACAGAACAAGAAGCGCAAGUCUCGUGGGAAAGGGAAGAAAGCUGGAGCUGAGGGAAAGAAUGAUGGAGAGGAGGGAGAGGGUGACCACAUCUCGGGGCAUCAUAAAACUGGGGGAGCUGGAGUGGUUCAGAGUACUUGGUGUCUUGGCUCGCAGUCCGCUAGUGUGACGUCCCCGUCAGGAGUGACUCCGCAACUCUACACUUCCUGGAAGAAAGGGAGCUCUGACUCUGAAUUCUCUGACCCUGAGGGAGGAAUGCAAUCUAAACUUAGGCUGUAUCAAGCACGUGUGCGGCAGAGUGCGCUUCAGUGCUUCCUGGCUGUGGUCAAGUGUGUUGAGAAACGAAUCCUCUAUGGCUACUGGUCUUCCUUUGUUCCAGAUGCUCCUGGGAUUGGAGGCCCUCCUCCUCUUACCCUCCUGACCAUUGCUCUAAAGGACCCCUCCCCAAAGGUACGGGCAGGCUCUCUGCAGGUUAUGUCUGCUCUUCUAGAAGGUUCUCGCCAGUUCCUUUCCACCGCUGAAGACACCAGUGCACCCCGCCAGGCCUUCACUCCCUUUUCGGCCACAUUAGCUGCCAGUGUCAGAGAGCUGCACCGCUGCUUGCUGCUAGCACUCGUAGCGGAGUCGUCCUGUCAAACCCUCACGCAGGUCUUAAAGUGCCUUGCCCACCUGGUGUCCAACGUGCCCUAUAAUCGUCUCAGACCGGGCCUGUUGAGCCCACUGUGGAAACAGAUCCGUCCAUAUGUGCGCCACAGAGAUGUGAACGUCCGUGUGUCCAGUCUCACCCUCUUCGGUGCAUUAGUCUCAACACAAGCCCCCCUCCCAGAGAUCCAGCUCCUUCUCCAGCAGCCCGGAUCCACAUCCGCCCUCAGCACCCCCGGCAUCAGCACUCCGCAGGAGCUCUCUCACAACUGGAGACUUCUCACUCUGAGAGACGGAGAGAUCUCGUCUCCUGGAGGAGGAGUUGAAGGGGGUCAGGAGGGGCCGUGCUUGCUGUUGCAGCUGUGCGUGAGCCUGGUCACUCAGCCUCGUGAGGAACCGUACUCUGAUAGUGACGCAGGCGGGUCUAGUGGAGCAUCGCUGAAACCUUCACCCGUACGACUUGAAGCCCUGCAGGUUUUGGCUCAUCUGGUGAAGGGUUACUUCUCACUGGCUCAGACUUCUCUUUUUUCAUCUUCCGGUUUUUUUGUGGUUGUUCUGUUUUACAAUUUCUGUGUAUUUUACAAGCUUCUGGAAGAACUGGGAACAGGCAUUAUCCAGCAGUACAGAUCUGAUGCCAACACCACUCCACAAAGUGCCAAAUGUGUGCCAGUGUGUCAGGUGGUUGAGUUCUGGUCAGACGUCUUGGGUGCUCCACUGAUCAGUGCCUUACAGAACGAGCAGCAUCCCACCCUACAGACCAGCGCAUGUGACACCCUCUCCUCCAUCCUACCACAAGCUUUCAGCCAGCUGCCCGUGAGAUAACAAGUGCUGUGUAUCACAAUACUGCUGGGACUGACGUACAGCGAAAACUCACUGGUAAAGGCGGCAGCAGUGAGAGCUCUAGGCGUAUACAUCCUCUUUCCCUGCCUGAGAGAGGAUGUGAUGUUUGUGGCAGACACGGCUAAUGCCAUCCUCACUGCUCUGGAUGACCGCUCACCCAACGUUCGUGCAAAGGCAGCCUGGUCGCUUGGCAACCUCACGGACACGCUCAUUGUCAACAUGCAGUCAGUGGGGUUGGAGUUUCAGGAGGAGUUCUCUGAUAUGCUGCUUCUGAACAUGCUGAGAUCUGCCACUAAAGCUUCAGGAGAUAAAGACAGGGUAAAGAGCAAUGCUGUCCGUGCGCUUGGGAAUCUGCUUCACUUCCUGCAGCCGGUGCACCUGGGAAAGCCUGUGUUUGAGCAGCCCCUGCAGGAGGCCAUGAGGGCACUGAUAGAUACAGUUAGAGGAGAUGCAACCAUGAAAGUGCGCUGGAACGCCUGCUAUGCACUGGGCAAUGCCUUCAGAAAUCACAGCCUGCCUCUGGGUUCUGCCGUCUGGUCCAAGGAAGCCUACUCUGCCCUGUCCUACGUCGUCACAUCCUGCAAGAACUUCAAAGUACGCAUCAAAUCUGCUGCUGCACUUUCUGUUCCAUCAAUGCGAGAUCGCUAUGGUGACGCUCAACAAUUCGCCGAAGUGUGGCGAGCUUUGGCUCAGGCCCUUGAACACAGCGAAGAAAUGGAGGACUUCCUUGAAUAUCGUUACUGUGCUAGCUUACGCUCACAGCUCUGCCAUGCUCUCCUGCACCUUCUGUCCUUAUGCCAGCCUGAUGACCUUCCAGCGCUGAGGUCAUCACUGAGUGACCAAUCCAGGCCAGUACUACAGGGCUUCCUGGUUAGCUACCUUAGCAAUAAGGGUGUGACUUUGGCUGCUGGGGUUGAUGGUGCUGCAGGGGAGGAGGCUGGGGAUCAUGCGGUGCCUGAAGAUGGUUUGAUGGCGCUCAACGAGACGCUGACCAGGCUGAAGGGACAGCUGGAAGAGGCCGUGUUGGACAGCAGUGAGGAUCUGAAGACUGUGGUGAAUUUCCUCGAAGAUGUAGUGAGGAACUAUGAGGAGAUGAAAGAAUCGGACAGCAAAGAUUUCUCCCUUCCGCUCAGCAAAUUACCACAGUGAAAGUGAAAAUACAGACGUGUUCAUCUGUUGAUGAAGCCAUAUGGCAUGACUGUCUGAGGUCGAAACUGCCUUUUAGAUUUUAUUAAAAAUGUGUAUAUUAAAAUAUAUUUCAAAGUAUCAAAGAAAUUCCUGUUGAGUCUCGGAUUACACCUUUAAAGGAAUAGUUUACCCCAAAAAUGUAAAUUUACUCCCCUUCAGGCCAUUCAAGAUGU
Sinocyclocheilus rhinocerous is the source of this 3257-nucleotide messenger RNA. Its product is annotated as HEAT repeat-containing protein 6-like. The transcript has 18 exons. NCBI's taxonomy places the organism in Eukaryota, Metazoa, Chordata, Actinopteri, Cypriniformes, Cyprinidae. The record is from RefSeq and is a predicted model, not a curated record.